Messenger RNA from Nerophis ophidion (straightnose pipefish), 10894 nucleotides. RefSeq names its product protein tyrosine phosphatase non-receptor type 9b (gene ptpn9b). Gene Ontology annotation, molecular function: protein tyrosine phosphatase activity. The transcript has 14 exons. The record is from RefSeq and is a predicted model, not a curated record. The coding region runs from base 93 to 2405 and encodes 770 amino acids. NCBI's taxonomy places the organism in Eukaryota, Metazoa, Chordata, Actinopteri, Syngnathiformes, Syngnathidae. Gene Ontology annotation, biological process: protein dephosphorylation.
GCUGGAGUGUGUAUGGACCGGGGCCUUGGACAAGGGCGUGAGCGAGAGGUGUGUGGGCGUGGCCGUCGCGAAGUGGCUGCCGAGGCGUCAAGAUGGCGGAAGCCCUGACAGCUCAGGAGCACCUGGCUGUGGAGGAGUUCCUGAGUGAGGUGCGUCUCAGAGAGCAGCCUCACUGCGCCGCGCUCGUCUCCCGGCCCACAGCUGUCAAGUUUCUCAUGGCCCGCAAGUUUGACGUCUCUCGUGCCAUCGACCUCCUCCAAGCGUACAAGAACACAAGACUCAAAGAGGGGAUCAUCAAUAUCAAUCCAGACGAGGAGCCCCUCCGCUCUGAGCUGCUCGAUGGAAAAUUCACAGUACUGCCUGGACGUGACGCAAAUGGUGCCGCCCUGGCUCUUUUUACAGCUCGCCUCCAUCGGCCAGACCUAACCACGCACAAAGCGGUGCUGCAGGCCAUCAUAUAUCAGCUGGAUAAAGCCAUAGAGAGUGUUCAAACCCAGAGAGAUGGACUCAUAUUUAUCUAUGACAUGACCAACUCCAGCUAUGGGAAUUUUGACUACGAGCUCUGUGUGAAGAUCCUCAAUCUGCUCAAGGGGGCGUUCCCUGCUCGUCUAAAGUGUGUCUUCAUCGUAUCAUCGCCUCUUUGGUUCCGAGCACCGUUUGCGGUGCUGCGCCUCUUUGUGCGGGAAAAACUGAGAGAACGGGUUUGCACCGUGAAGGCUUCAGAGCUGGCCACUCAUAUCCCAGUCUCCUCCCUCCCGGAAAACCUCGGCGGGACCUCGCAGUGCAGCCACGUGGCCUGGAUCCAGUCCUGCGUCAACGCAAACACAGUCGAGGGGGACACGCACGUACAUGACCCCCACGACUGCGUGGGAAGUCUCCUGCGCUCUUACAGCCAGGACUGUGGCGACCCGAGCAUAGGUGCUACACUGUCACACACCCAUUCGAAUACGCAGCUGGGCUCCGAGCUAGCCGUGGCGAACUCUAAUUGCUACGGCGAUAACAACGCCAACUCACGCAACCCCUGCGGUGAUGAUGAAGGCAGGACUGGAGGACGUCCUCUGCACAGCCCUGCAGCCAACAGGCUACAGGGGAACCACAAACACUGGAACGGAUCGGCUGUGAGCGGAGCCAACAUGAGCCCGAAUUCUAACAUGAACGGUCGUGGCCACCAAGCACCGCCCCAGUCAGACACGCCGCCUGACACCCCCCUCUCUCACAAAGGCGACGACAACGACACAGCAUGUGGCACAACCACAGACUAUGACCAUAGACAUCUGAAUGAGGAUAUAAAGGAGGUGGAUGAGGAGGGCGAGGGAGAUGAGGGAAUCCCGCCGUUGCCCCAAAAAUCUUUGCCUCGACCACCCCACCAGCCCACUUCACAGUCCCAACCCCUGGCCUCGUCUUGGGGCCCCGAUGAGGACUGCUUCAUGGAGGAGUCCAUUCACAUGCCCGAACAAGGGGGAAUGACAGUGCAGGAGCUGGUGCAGCACGUAAAGAGGAUGAAGAAGAGAGGGGUCUAUCAGGAAUAUGAAGAGAUCCGCAAGGAGCCGCCAGCUGGCACCUUUGACUACUCCAAGAAACUGUCCAAUCAGCUGAAGAACCGGUACAGCGAUGUUCUCUGCCUCGAUCAGUCCAGAGUGCGUCUCUGCGAGCUCCGUGACAACGAGGACGAGACCUCGGAUUACAUCAAUGCCAGUUUCAUGGACGGCUACAAGAGGAGAAAGGCGUACAUCGCUACUCAGGGUCCUCUGCCCAAAACAUUCGGAGACUUUUGGCGCAUGGUGUGGGAGCAGAUGGUUCUUAUUAUUGUAAUGACAACCAGAGUAGUGGAGCGAGGGCGUGACAAGUGCGGUCAGUACUGGCCGAUAGAGGAAGGCAGAACCGAGCAGCACGGAUGUUUCCUGGUCAAGAACACACACAUCCAGGUGUUCCAGGACUUCAGACUCUCCCAUUUGGAACUCUACAAUACUCAAUCCGGGGAGAGACGAGACAUCUGCCACUACCUCUAUGUCAGCUGGCCGGACUUCGGGGUACCCAAAAGUGCGUCCGCCAUGUUGGACUUUCGCGAGCAUGUACUUCAGAGGCAGGACGCCGCCGUCCAGGGUCUGGGCUCCGGUUGGAACGAGGAUCCGGGGGGCCCUCCUGUGGUGGUACACUGCAGUGCCGGCAUCGGCCGUACAGGCACCUUCUGCACACUGGACAUCUGCCUGUCCCGGCUGGAGGACAUCGGCACAGUGGACGUGCAUCAGACAGUGCGGCGCAUGCGCACGCAGAGGGCCUUCAGCAUCCAGACUUGGGACCAAUACUAUUUCUGCUACACUGCCGUCAUCGAGUACGCUAUGCGGCGGGGCAAGUUCAGCCCGGUGCAGUGGUCCGACUCGGACAUAGAGACGGACAGCGAGUGAGCGACGGGUCACAAAACGGUGUGGUCCGACCUAAGCCAUUAGCACGGACGUCGUGUUUUUGCUCCGAAUGGCGUGAUACCUGCUCGUCCCUCACGCCAACUCAGAGAGAGACAGACAAAGUGCUUCCUGGGAGUGGAAAUACAGGAAGUGGAGAGUGUGUGCUGCAUCUGUGAUCAAUUCCUGCCAAUUUCAGAGUCAAAGCGCAGGGGAGCUGGGCCCGACCUGCACUUGUCUUCUUGACAAGAACCUUGUAGCAUUUUUCUAUUGACUUGCACAUGAAGCGCGGCAAACUUGAAGCCGCCACGACCCUCAUCCAGGUUCCUUUCCGUGUCCUUCGCAGCCUCAAAACUAUUCCUCCACCUCUCAGAUCGUCUGGAUUUCUAUUGGAUUAUUUUGUUUUCGUCCCAUGUUUUUCCUUCAUAUGUUGUGCAUAUGUAGACUAGACUUCACAAAGCCAAAGUCAUCCCCUCCAAUGGUUGGAGGUAGUCCUUACUCAGACUGAAACAUGUAUAUUCUUGUAACAUACAGUCCGUUUAUACACCAUUGUGCAGAAUAACCUCUUGGAAGGAGUGCAGAAAAGCCUUGUUUAAUAGAAUUGUUUUAGGCUCUAAGAAAGAGAGACGUGUUGAAAGUAGGGGUGUAACGGUACACAAAUUUUUGGUUUGGUACAUACCUCGGUUUAGAGGUCACGGUUCAGUUCAUUUUCGGUACAGUAAGAGAACAAAGUAUAAUUUUUUUAGUUAUUUAUUUACCAAAUUUGUAAACAAUGGCUUUAUCCUUUUAACAUUGGGAACACUAUAAUAAUUCUGCCCAUGUUAAUCAACAUUAAACUGCCUCAAAGUGUUGCUCGGAUGAAAUAAAAUGACAAAACUUUGCUUCUACAUAUAAAAAGUGCAACAUUAAACAGUUUCAAGUCAACUCAUCAUGCUUCAUUUAUUACAGCAUUUGGGAAGCCUGUUGUUGAUUGUUAUUAUGUAAAUGUUAUUUGUAUCAACAUGUGAGAGCAGGGACCCUGCCAUUCAAAACUAGGCUGCUACAUUACUAAUGAUUCAUGUAACUAUUGCUGAAAAAAUACCACAAUAGCAAUAGGAGAGACUAUUCAUCCCUGAACACCAUGGAGUUCAUGUAGGCUUUAUGAUGCACUUACAUUAUUGUAUCAACUAUCACAGACAAACUCUUCAUUUAACAUAAAGUCCUUUUUUGCUGCUUCAACACACCUCAAUCAACACUGUCCGUAACACACAGACACGCCACAAAAUGAGCUAACGUUUCGCUAAAAGCUAACUAGCCUUCACCUAAAGCCAGGACUGCGAGUGAGCUGAGCUGCAGUUUGUUUCUAAAAGGUCAACGGGCUCAUAGUGAUGUUGGUAGUAGUUGACUUGGAAUUGUUUAGUAUAAUUUGGGGAGAGUCCGCUGCUCACCUGCUAAACACCUAUCUGCUCGACGCUGACUACAUGCGCUCUGAAUACGCACUGCUGAUUGGCUGUCACCGCUACGGUUGUAACCAAUCAGAUGGUUGUGUGGGUGGGACAAUGCUGGGUGCUAUGCAGGAGACAGCGGCAGAACGGAGCGGAGCAGUUUAUUAAUACUUUAGCAUAGGAGGCUACUUCAUAUGUUCAUGUGUAAACUUGUUCGGUACUCCUCUGCACAGAACCGAACCCCCCGUACCGAAACGUUCAAUACAAAUACACGUACCGUUACACCCCUAGUUGAAAGUGAUCUCAUGCCAAGUCUGACAUAUUUACUCUUCGUUCAUUUGCAAUCAUUUGGCAGAGAAGUGUUUCUCCUCUUUUUGCAUUGAGACCUUUUGCCUCAGAUAAUUGUGCCUUCAAAUUUUUUUUAACGUUGCAGUACAACAGAUAUCUCACCACCCGUUGGUCACGAUUUACCUGACACAGUAAACGUGACCAAUUAGGGGGUGGAUACCUUUUGCCUUCAGUGCUGCCGCUAAUAAGUAAUAGGACAUACAGUAGGAAGGGUAGUCAUAUGGCCUUGUUUGUCACAGUUUACCUGUCACAUGAAACAUGACAAAUUGGGCGGUGGACAUGUUUUGCCUGCAGUACUGCCACUUAGAAUAGAACACGCAGUAAGAAGGGGAUUCAUAUGGCCUUAUUUGUUACGGUUUACCUGACACACAAAACGUGACCAAUUAGGGGGCAGAUACCUUUUUGCCUUUCAGUACUGCCACGAAAAAUAGGAUAUACAGUAGGAAGGGGAUUCGUCAGAGUUUACCGGACACAUAAAACGUGAAAAAUUUUGGGGUGGACACGUUUUACCUGACAUAUGAAACAUGACAGAUUUGGUUCGACACGUUUGACCUUCAGUGCUGCUGCUUUAAAGUAAUAGGAUAUACUGUAGGCAGGGGAUUAAUUUUGUCUCGGUUGACCUGACUCGUGAAACGUGACAAAUUAGGGCUGGACACAUUUUGCCUUCAGUGCUGCCACUUAGGUGUAAUAGGACAUAUAGUAGAAAAUAGAUUAACUUCGUCCUGGUUUACCUGACACAUGUAAUGUGACAAAUUAAGGCUGGACAGGUUUUGCCUUCAGUGCUGCCACUUAAAUGUAAUAGGUCCCAUUACAUCUAAGUGGCAGCAAUGAAGGCAAAACAUGUCCAGCCCUAAUUGACAUAGUCCUAUUUAAUAAGACAUAUAGUAGAAAGGGGAUUAACUUUGUCCUGGUUUACCUGACACAUGAAACGUGACAAACUAGGUAUCCACCCUCAAUUUGUCACAGUUCAUGUGUCAGUUAUACGGGACAAAAUUAUACCCCUUCUUAUUUUAUCUCCUAUUACAUUUAAGCGGCAGCACUGAAGGUAAAACUCGAUCACCCCAAUUUGUCAUGUUUCAUGUGUCAGGUAAGCCAGGACUAGAUGUCCUAUUUAAUAGGACACACAUAGUCCUAUUUAAUAGGACAUAUAGUAGAAAGGGGAUUAACUUUGUCCUGGUUCACCUAACACAUGAAACAUGACAAAUUGGGGUGAUCGCGUUUGACUUUCAGUGCUGCGGCUUAAAAGUAAUAGGAGCUACAGUAGGAAGGGGGAUUAAUUUCUUCCCGGUUUACCUGACACAUGAACCGUGAAAAAUUGGGGGUGGAUACCUUUUUGCCUUUUAGGACUGCCACGAAGAAUAGGACAUACAAUAGGAAGGGGAUUCGUCAGGGUUUACCAGAAACAUGAAACGUGACAAAUUUUGGGGUGGACGCGUUUUACAUGUCACAUGAAACGUGACGAAUUUAGGGUGGACAUGUUUGACCUUCAGUGCUGCCGCUUUAAGAUAAUAGGACAUACUGUAGGAAGGGGAUUCAUUUUGUCUCGGUUUACCUGACUCGCAAAACGUGUCCAGCCCUAAUUGACAUAUAGUCCUAUUUAAUAAGACAUGUAGUAGAAAGGGGAUUAACGUUGUCCUGGUUUACCUGACACAUGAAACGUGAAAAAUUGGGUAUCCCCCCUCAAUUUGUCACGGUUCAUGUGUUAGGUAAACGGGACGAAACUAUACCCCUUCCUAUUGUAUCUCCUAUUACCUUUAAGCGGGAGCACUGAAGGUAAAACGCGAUCACCCCAAUUUGUCACGUUUCAUGUGUCAGGUAAGCCAGGACUAUAUGUCCUAUUUAAUAGGACAUAUAGUAGAAAGGUGAUUCACUUCGUCCUGGUUUACCUGACACAUGAAAUGUGACAAGUUGGGUUGAUAUAUGUCCUAUUUAUUUCAAGAUUCAAGAUUAUUUUUUGUCAAUUCUUAACAUGCACAAGACAAAUAAGAACUGAAAAUUACAUUUUCGGCACAGUCCCGCUAAGAUUAGACAUACAGUUGUGAUCAAAAUUAUUCAACCCCCACACAAUUUUGGUGUUUUAGCAAGUUGGACAUUUAUUCUGUAUUUUGUUUAUAGUCAUAUCAAAUAAAGAUGCAUUAAAUAGACAAAUGCAACUUGAAUUACAUUAUAUCAGUGUCAUUUCUCUUAAUAUCUCAUUGACAAAAUUAUUCAACCCCUUGAAGAUCAUAACUCUUAAGAACAGAAUUUGAAUAAGGUAUUUUCAAUCAGGUGCUGAAAACACCUGUAGAUGUGAUUAGAACCAUAACGAGCAACAAUUAAACUGAUUGAAAAAGACUGUGACGCUCAGCUUCUUGUAGAUGGUCAAUGGUGUAUUUGCAACAUGGUGAAAUCCAGGGAGUGGUCAAAGAAGUCAAGAGGAGGUCAUUUCUCUUCAUAAGAAAGGAUAUGGAUAUAAGAAAAUAGCAAAGACAUUACACAUUCCAAAAGCAACAGUUGGGAGCAUAAUUCGCAAGUUUAAAGCUAAAGGCACAGUGGAAACACUACCUGGGCGUGGUAGAAAGAGGAUGCUGUGUGCAACUGUUGUCCGGUAUUUGAAGCGUACAGUGGUGAAAACCCCCCGGGUAACAGCUGAGGAACUACAACAGGACAUUGCAGAGGGGGGAAGGCAGGUUCUGUCCCAGACAAUAAGGCGCGCACUACGAGAUGAAGGCCUCCAUGCCAGAACUCCCAGGCGCACCCCAUUUCUGACUACCAGGCACAAGGAAAAAUAGACUGCAGUAUGCCCAAAAUCAUCUGGACAAACCCCAAAUGUUUUGGGAAACUGUUCUAUGGAGUGAUGAGACAAAACUGGAACUCUUUGGGCCUAUGAAUCAACGUUAUGUCUGGAGGAGAAAAAAAUUAAGCUUACAAAGAGAACACCUUGCCUACUGUUAAACAUGGUGGGGGUUCAAUCAUGCCUCAAGUACCGGGAAUCUCCAGCGCGUUCAAGGCAUUGUGAAUUCCAUUUCCUACUAGGAUAUAUUAGCUGCAAAUGUCAUGAAGUCAGUGACGAAGCUGAGGCUUGGGAGACGUUGGACCUUCCAACAGGACAACCAUCCCAAGCAUACCUCCAAAUCAACGUCACAGUGGUUGCAGAAGAAGGGCUGGAAGACUCUGGAGUGGCCUUCACAGUCGCCAGACCUAAAUCCUAUAGAAAACCUGUGGUGGGACUUGAAGAAGGCAGUUGCAGCACGCAAGCCCAAUAAUAUGAAUGAACUGGAGGCGUUUGCCCAAGAAGAAUGGGCUAAAAUACCUGUAGAUCGUUGCAAGAAGCUUGUGUCCGGUUCUGUAUCACGUUUGAAGGAUGUAAUUACUGCCAAAAGGUGUUCUACUAAGUACUAAAGAUGCAUGUAACUAGGGGGUUGAAUAAUUUUGUCAAUGAGAUAUUAAGCAAAAUCUCCUUUUUUGGUAUUUUGUAAAAUAAAGUGUUACAAUUUAAGUUGCAUUUGUUUAAUUGACACAUCUUUAUUUGAUAUGACUAUAAACAAAAUACGGAAUAAAUGUCCAACUUGCUAAAACACCAAAAUUGUGUGGGGGUUGAAUAAUUUUGAUCACAACUGUACGUUAAAGGGACACAAGACGGGACCGCCAACAGAUCAGCCAUUUUUACGGCGCUCCUUAAAAAGGUGACAAAAGGGUGACAUUGGGUGAGAGCAGGGGGAGUAAAAGAAUAUCAGUCUAAGGCUAGACCCUCAGGAGGGGUCCAGACUAAGUCCAAGGAAAAAAAACCUCACAUAGCAUGGCACACAUUUAGACAUGGCACGUAUAUCACACCAAUUGCAACAGAGGGAGGGGAUGGGUUUGAGGAGACUCGCUGACGCUGUAUAGCGCUGCUCAGCCAUCCACAGCCACAGGGGAAUUAAGCAGUGGUGAAGGCGUUGAUUUCAAGGGUGGGGGUCAUGUGUGUGCGUGUAUACCCAACUAACUUUGGGAGAGAUGAUGAAUGUUUUUGUAUGCCUGAGGCCGAUAAAGUUCAGCUACAGGUGUUAUUGACAAAAAGGAAGGUCAAAAGCGUCUAUCUUUGAGAAGGCCUCGGGAGAUUUUCUUCAGAACAGCCCGUUCCCGUGUCAAGGUUAUUCAAGGGAGUCCAAAUCGUAGAUUAAGAAAUUGUUUUGUUUUUCGAGGAGACAAAAAUAGUGACUUAUCUCUGUUUGUCCAUGCUGGAUUUCUUCAAUUCCAAUUAAUUAUUCUUUCUCUGCAAACUUUUUCCAAGAUGAGAUCCAUUUUGCGAUUCAACUCAGAAAUCGCACCGGUCUGUGUUCCCACAGCUCGACCCAAUCCUUCCAUUGCGUUGAACAGCGUUGGGGCCCUUGAUUCGCUGCCAUCGUCUUCCGAAUUUGUCGAUACACCAGAGCAAUAUCCAGCCCAAUCAGCAAGUGCCCCGCAAUCACAGCUCCAAAUAGUUAGAUGUCUUCAACGUCCUCGAUUGAAAGGGCUGAGAGGCACAUAAUCCUCCAUUUGUUCCAGGAGUCCCUCACAUACCCCGCAGCGAUGGUUCCAUCAGGACAGCCAGGCUCCCCCGAACCUCUUUUUCUUGUCGAAAAGACUGUAAAUUGCGUCAAGAGUUCAGCUGAUCAUAUUCAUAUUGAAAUUUGGAUUAGAGGACAGCGCAAAGAAAGAGGCUUUAAAAAAGUUCAAAGACAAAGAGAGCAAGCAGGGAAGGAGGGAACGAAGAGUGCGACCGCCCUCACCAGAGGCUAGAAUAACAAUAGGACAUAUAGUCCUAUUUAAUAGGACAUAUAGUAGAAAAGAGGGAUUAACUUUGUCCUGCUUCACCUGACACAUGAAACGUGACAAAUUGGGGCGAUGACGUUUAACCUUCAGUUCUGCCGCUUAAAAGUAAUAGGAGCUACAGUAGGAAGGGGGAUUCAUUUCGUCCCGGUUUACCUGACACAUGAACCAUGACAAAUUGGGGGUGGAUACCUCUUGGCUUUCAGUACUGCCACAAAGAAUAUGACAUACAGUAGGAAGGGGAUUCGUCAGGGUUUAACGGACACAUGAAACGUGACAAAUUUUGGGGUGGACGCGUUUUACCUGACACAUGAAACGUGAUGGAUUUGGGUCGACACAUUUGACCUUCAGUGCUGCCGCUAAGAAGUAAUAGGACAUACUGUAGGAAGGGGAUUAUUUUUUCUCGGUUGACCUGACUCGUGAAACGUGACAAAUUAGGGCUGGACACGCUUUGCCUUCAGUGCUGCAACUUAGGUGUAAUAGGACAUAUAGUAGAAAAUUAAUUAAUUUAGUCCUGGUUUACCUGACACAUGAAAUGUGACAAAUUAAGGCUGGACACGUUUUGCCUUCAGUGCUGCCACUUAAAUGUAAUAAGUCCUAUUAAUCUAAGUGGCAGCACUGAAGGCAAAACGUGUGCAGCCCUAAUUGACAUAUAGUCCUAUUUAAUAAGACAUAUAGUAGAAAGGGGAUUAACUUUGUCUUGGUUUACCUGACACAUGAAACGUGGCAAAUUAGGUAUCCACCCUCAAUUUGUCACAGUUCGUGUCAGUUAUACAGGACGAAACUAUACCCCUUCCUAUUACUUUUAAGCGGCAGCACUGAGGGUAAAACGCGACCACCCCAAUUUGUCACGUUUCAUGUGUCAGGUAAGCCAGGACUAUAUGUCCUAUUAGAUAGGACAUAUAGUCCUAAUUAAUAGGACAUAUAGUAGAAAGAGGAUUAACUUCGUCCUGGUUUACCUCACACAUGAAACGUGACAAAUUGGGGUGAUGUAUGUCCUAUCUAAUAGGACAUGUAGUCCAAUUUAAUAAGACAUAUAGUAAAAAGGGGAUUAACUUUGUCUUGGUUUACCUGACACCUGAAACGUGACAAAUUAGGUAUCCACCCUCAAUUUGAACGGUUCAUGUGUCAGUUAUACGGGACGAAACUAUACCCCUUCCUAUUACUUUUAAGCGGCAGCACUGAAGGUAAAACGCGAUCACCCCAAUUUGUCACCUUUCAUGUGUCAUGUAAACCAGGACUAUAUGUUCUAUUAGAUAGGACAAAUAGUCCAAAUUAAUAGGACAUAUAGUAGAAAGAGGAUUAACUUCGUCCUGAUUUACCUGACACAUGAAACGUCACAAAUUGGGGUGAUGUAUGUCCUAUUUAAUAGGACAUAUAGUCCAAUUUAAUAGGACUUAUAGUAGAAAAAAGGGAUUAACUUUGUCCUGGUGCACCUGACACAUGAUUGGGGCGAUAGCAUUUGACCUUCAGUGCUGCAGCUUAAAAGUAAUGGGAGCUACAGUAGGAAGGGGGAUUCAUUUUGUCCCGGUUUACCUGACACAUGAACCGCGACAAAUUGGGUACUGCCACGAGGAAUAGGACAUACAUUAGGAAGGGGAUUCGUCAGGGUUUACCCGACACAUGAAACGUGACAAAUUUGGGGAGGUUUGUAUCCACCAUAGAACUUUGAAUACCCUAAAAAUGUGUUUUAUGGUAAGUGCUACGUGGAGUGGUGCCCUCCCAUCAUUUUCGGCAGACUAACUCCUUCUCUCUUCCUCUCACGCGAGACCCGUAUGAAUCCCUUCCCUGCACUCCAGCGAGUGCUUCCUCUUAUCAUUUGACCUCAGGGUGCAAUUUUGUUUUGUUCCUCAACGUUCCUGCACUGUGCAUCUCCUAGAUCAUAAACCAUACCUUUAUUUUUAUUUUUUUGUCCUGCUAUAUUUAUGUCUUGGUAAUAAAAAAAGAAAAAGA